CUUUGCGUCUUUCGUAUAUAGUUGUCGUAGUUAAGAAUUAUCUCGAGUUUCUCAAAGAGGCUGUGUUGGGCUCAGUCUUGCCACGACUAAGUAAUGAAUUGUCAAGAGAAGGUCUAUCAUGGAGGGAGUUCUUUAUAAAUGGACCAACUAUAUUAGCGGUUGGCAGCCCCGUUGGUUUGUUCUUGAGGGAGGCACUCUUUCCUACUAUGACUCUCAAGAAGAUGCAUGGAAAGGAUGCAAGGGCAGCAUCAAAAUAUCUGUGUGUGAAAUACAGGUUCACCCAUCGGAUUUCACAAGGGUUGAUCUGAUCAUUCCAGGAGAACAAUACUUUUAUCUCAGGGCAAUUAAUGCAGCAGAGAGGCAGAAAUGGCUUGUGGCAUUAGGGACUGCGAAAGCCUGUCUCACAGACAACCGAACCAAGAGAGAGAAGGAGCUCCAGGAAAACACAGAGGCUCUGAAAACAAAAAUGUCUGAGCUAAGGCUUUACUGUGACCUUCUCCUUCAGCAAGUGAACAAAAUACAAGAAAGUUCUCAAGUGGAGACUACAGCCGAUUCAGGGGAGGUAGGGGGUGAGACUGGAAAUCUAGUGAAGUCCACUUGCACCACCUUCUUGAAGACCCUGGAGGAGUGUAUGCAGAUUGCUAGCCGGACCUUCAAUCCAGACCUUCUGAGUCGGACCCCUCCAGGCUCUCCUCCUGUGGCCACCAUCAAACCUCACAAGAUCAAACAUACUGAUCCAAGAAAUCAGCACCCAGGAGAAAAACAAAAGGACUUAAUAAACAUCUCAGGAACAUCAGCACAUGAGAGUGGAUCAGAAAACAAACCACCUCCAUCUCCUCAAGAAAACAUGUCUACAUCUCCUACAAGAAGUGGUUUAAUGGAGGACCAGAAGGAGCCCAUGGAGCCUCGUAAUGGCUCUUCAUCAAGCACACAAGACCCUGAAGAAUCUGUAGGAGAGGAGAAGGACAUCCCGACAGAAGAAGCAGACCUUCCCCAAGAAAAACAAAAGGAAGUCUCACUGAGCCCCACACAAAACAAAGAAAAGGUCACUGAAGAAAUCCAGGCUGACCUGGAAGUGAAUGAGCCUCAGUCUGAGAAUAAACAGGAAGAGGAAGAUAAGGUGGACACAUUCUUCAGUACCAUGAGCCACAGAUUUAGUGAUAUAAUACUGGAGGACGACAGUGGUAUUCCCACACAAGCCUUUUUGGAUUCUUGCUAUGCUAUAGUACCAGUUUUAGACAAGCUUGGACCAACAGUCUUUGCUCCAGUUAAAAUAGAUUUUGUGGGAAACAUUAAGAAAAUCCAGCAGAAGGUGGUGUCCGAUCCUGAGAGUUUCCCCACACUGCAGAGCAUCGUGCUGCAUGAGGUGGAGAUGGAGGUGGCACAGGUGCGGAACUCGGCCACAGAAGCGCUGCUGUGGCUUAAACGUGGACUCAAGUUCCUCAAAGAAUUCCUUUCUGAAAUCAAUACAGGGAUAAAGGACGUCCAAGGAGCUCUUAAUAAUGCAUAUGGAAAGACACUACGGCAAUAUCAUGGAUGGGUUGUUCGAGGUGUCUUUGCACUGGCUCUACGGGCUGCCCCAUCCUAUGAGGGCUUCAUGGCUGCUAUGGUUUCUCAUGAAGGCGAUGAGCUGAAGGAAGGCUUUACGACCGGCAUGCAUCGAGACCUAGACGUCUACCUGCCAGCUAUGCAGAAGCAGCUGUCCAUCCUGGAUGCUCUCUAUGAGGAGUAUGGCUUGGAAUCAGAUGAGAUCGUGUGACUAACACAAAUACACCCACACAGCGAACAGAGCUUGCUUCUGACGGAGCUCGUCGGUUUCAGUGGUGAAGUUGUAACUCUUUCACCCGCUGUGGUAACCGAGCCCGACAUUAGUGUUGAAGACGGGGAGGUUUCUGUGAGGGCAGGCCUUGCAAAGCCUGACCAGUAAGAGUGUGUUGAAUAAUGUGGCAUAUGCAGUCUCCAGUAACAGUCAUCCCUGCGAAAUUUAAACGGCCGUGUCUAAAUAAUGCUAGCUGAGGGGGGCAGGGUGUGAUUCCAAGUGUUUUCAGGGAACAGGUGUAUUUUUAGAAACCUUCAGUGGCGUGAUCAAGUGUUUUGUUGACAUUGGUUGUAUGUUUUUCAUACACUUUUAGGCAUGAGAGUACAAUGGCAGAUAAGCUGAAGAUAUUGUUUACCUGGCAGUGAAGAUGUUAGUCGCUGUACCCUUAUUUACAGUAAAACUGCACAUGUGCUUCUCUCCUCACUUGAAAUAUUGCGUUACUUUUGUUCAGAUACUCACAUCUCGUUCGUUUUAGACUAGCACAAAACUAAGAAGUUAUUCAGAGACUUUCGGGGAUUCAGAUAAACAUGCAGUGUGUUCAUAAACCAAGUACUUACGUUAAAUAUACAGAUAAUGUGGUGGGCUAUUUUUCGCAGUUACAUAAUCUUCAUUUAAACGCAUUCACAAUGGCUCCAAUUCAGGACUUUUAGGAUCAACUUGGUGAGAGGGACCAAAGGAGAGUUUCUUCUUCAUGAUUUUGUGGAAAGAUUUCCUACUAUUGAGAACAUGUAGCUUUGGCUCUACAAAAGGAAAGAUGUCAUGAUAUUUCCUCAGUGACUUUAUUUAUUGACUUAUUUAUAUGAAUAUUAAUUCUAACUGUUGAUUUUAUUGUAAGAAUCACACUAUGCUUAUUCUCAAAUCAUAUGAAUGAUACAAAUUUGUGCAUGUUGCAUUGCAUGGAUUAUGUUUUUAUAUUUUGGCAUUAAUCUAGAUUUAGAUUACUAAAUGAUUCGCACAUGUUAUGAGGAUGACUGUUCUCUUAGGUUUACGUUUUAUUCUAAUUAUUUCCACAAAGUUUUAAACUAAAAUCUGACAAACCAUUGGCUUUAUAAAAAUGCCUUCCUAGCAUUGUAAAUGUCAGAGUUGUGUGACUGUAUGACUUUCUUUUUCUGCUGAACACAAAAGAUAUUUUGAAGUAUGUUGGUUAAAAGUAUAAAAUCUUGAGACAUUUCUCAGAAUAUCUUCUAUGUUCCAUAGAAGAUAUUAAGUCAUACAGUUUUUGAACAGCAUGGGGUCAACAAACCUGAAUGUAUUUCUUCUAUUGAACACAAAAGAUAUUUUGAAGAAUGUUGGUAACAAAACAAUUGAUGGUAGACAUUGACUUCCAUAUGAAAAAAAAAAAAAACAGUGGAAGUAGGGCUGAACGAUUUUGGAAAAUAAUCUAAUUGCGUUUUUUUUUUUUUUUACCAAGAUUGCCAUUUAAAAUGCAAAUAUUUUUUAAAGCUUUUUAUGUUCUGUAUUGUUCAACAAAGACAAGCAAUAAAUCAUUGUAUAGUAUGACCAACACAGUAUAUGGUAGAUUAAACAUAAAUGUUCUUUUCUGUAGGCCAGGUCUAUAUGUUACGAUGAAAUUAGGUGAUGCAUGAAUUUAUAUGAAUGACAUUUUUAUUUAACUACAAUCACAGUAGUAUAUUGAUUGAUUGACCUUCCAGCCUUGUAAGCAUGUAAUAAUUAUGACAACAUAAAGCACUGAUAAAUAAGCCUGGUGUAAACAUUAACAUGAAAGUCAGUAACAAAUCACACAAACUAAAGUAAAUUGCAGAAAUAUAAAAACAAAUCUGUUGCUUUACCACACUCAGUAUUAAAGUAAUUCAAAGUCACUGUAAUAAACAUAUGUAAACAUGUGGAUUGCACUUUUUAAACACUGUCUGUAAACUUUAGACAGACUUUAAAUAAAUAAGAAUAUAUUUAUAUAGCCUAUAUUAUCUUAAGGUCGAAGUCUUCAGUAAUGAAAUGCACCGUAACACUGUUACUGCUUGAGUAAUUUCCAUGUGCUGUUUUGUAAGGGUUGCCAGGUUUUCCCAAAAAAGCCCAGCCAAUUGACCUAUCGGUAAGCCCCUCCCCUCGAACGCAGACUAACCAAUGGCAGUCGAGUAUCAGUUGCACAGGGAGCGGAACUCGGACAUCUUUAGGUUUCAGCGCCAUAGAAAAAUAUUGGAAGAUCCGAAGCUUGCAUCGGUUUUAUGGGGUUUAUGCUUCAAAAAUGGAAAAACGAUGUGCCUGGGGUCCUUGUAACACUGAUUCCAGGUAUCCUGAGAGGAUGGGAAAUAUAAUUUAUUUUAUUACAUUUCCUGAAUCCAAACAAAACAAACAAAAUGUCCCUAAGUAUUCAACCCCAAUACAAAUGAAGAUAAAAACGUUAAUUUUCUGAUUGACAUACACUCAUUAAGUUACAAUUUUCAUCUGCUCAAGCAGAACGUUAAUGUUAUCUUGUGCUUUAGCAAGGUAUCUCUGGCUAAAACUAGCUAACGUUAAAGUUAGUGAGUCCAUGCUAAUGUACAAACCUAAAUAGCGGACUGUUCUGGCCUCUUGUACAGUGUAGGUCAAAAACACACAAACGAAGGUCUACAUUUCAGUGCCUCUCCAUAUUAAACUGAUUAAAUGUACAUUAAUUUAAUCGUACCCUGCGAUACAUGAACAGUGCUGAUCCGCGAUCGUGAAGACCGACCGUAAUAUGAGACUUCUCCCGCUCGCAUUGUGAUCUGUAAACCCUUGCUUCGAGUUACCCACCAUAUUUAUUUUUAAAUAUUUUAUAAAUUCCUCCAUGGAAUAUUUAAUUCCCAUUUGGUGGCCUUCUGUUCCCAAAUUUGUGCAAAAACAUUGUGGGACAAGGUUUUCACACCGCAGCUGUCAUUGUAAGACAGUUAGCAACUCCGUUUGUUUGUCCGAGGGAGCAACAGUAACUAAGGGGGGCGGGGCUUACCGAUAGGUCAAUUGCUGCUCAAAACUAGCCCAAUCAUAUUUCUAGGGGGGUCCACCAGUAAAAAUCGCAUUCUGGGGUAAAAAAGUUUUUUGGAGGGGUUCCCCUGGAAAUAUUUGCAUUUCAAGGGCUAAAUAUCAUGUUUUUGGAGGCAAACCACGGCAACACUAAGCGUGCCAGUUUGAUGCUUCCUCUGAAGACUGCUUAGGUGUGUUCGACUUGAAGCAGGCAGCGCUGCUAGACUGAUCGCCGUGUGUCAUCAAAGUACCGCGAGAGCUAUAAGAGAGCUCCUUAUGCUUUCUCUCGCCAUACUUUGGUGUUAUAUACACCAUUGAUCUUUAAGUCGAACACACCUCUUUACUCUCGCGUGUCACGUGACAGUGUAAUCGCAGCCUCUGCGUUUGAAUAAUCGCGUUUUUUCAUAUCGCGAUAUUAUUGUAAAUGCAAUUAAUCGUUCAGCCCUAUAUGGAAGUCAGUGGCUACUGUCAGCUGUUUGGUUAACAAUAUUCUUCAAAAUAUCUUCUUGUGGAUGAACUAUCCCUUUAAAUUCAAUUGAAGUUUUGACAUCCUAAGAAUAGCACACAGGAUCCAUGUUGUCAUUCACUAGUAUUAAAAUAUGUCUGUAUGGUAUGCCUUUUUAUAUGUAUUUGCUAAUUGUCAUUUUUAAAUUGUAUGUCGUUUAUACUGAA
This is a messenger RNA of Onychostoma macrolepis, 5428 nucleotides long. RefSeq names its product pleckstrin homology domain containing, family A (phosphoinositide binding specific) member 8 (gene plekha8). Gene Ontology annotation, cellular component: membrane; cytosol; cytoplasm. The transcript is spliced from 13 exons. NCBI's taxonomy places the organism in Eukaryota, Metazoa, Chordata, Actinopteri, Cypriniformes, Cyprinidae. Gene Ontology annotation, molecular function: ceramide 1-phosphate transfer activity; ceramide 1-phosphate binding. The coding region runs from base 119 to 1759 and encodes 546 amino acids. The record is from RefSeq and is a predicted model, not a curated record. Gene Ontology annotation, biological process: intermembrane lipid transfer; ceramide transport.